Messenger RNA from Cloeon dipterum, 2680 nucleotides. Its product is annotated as beta-1,4-galactosyltransferase 1-like. Gene Ontology annotation, molecular function: N-acetyl-beta-glucosaminyl-derivative 4-beta-N-acetylgalactosaminyltransferase activity; galactosyltransferase activity. The coding region runs from base 541 to 1491 and encodes 316 amino acids. The record is from RefSeq and is a predicted model, not a curated record. Gene Ontology annotation, cellular component: Golgi apparatus. NCBI's taxonomy places the organism in Eukaryota, Metazoa, Arthropoda, Insecta, Ephemeroptera, Baetidae. The transcript is spliced from 4 exons. Gene Ontology annotation, biological process: carbohydrate metabolic process; glycosphingolipid biosynthetic process.
AUGGCGCGAAAUUUAAGAUUUACAUUCUUUGAAUGUAGACGAUUUUUUGAUGCCUUGUUUACUAAUGAAACCGCGGUUAGUUUAAUUGAUCGGUUCAACAAUCGCUCCAAUUGCAGGAGCGGAAUAGCCAGAAGAUCACACCAUACUACAAGACUAAAAUACAUAUUAAUGAAUUGGACUGCUGACGCAUGAUCGCGCAUGAUAUUUUGUGAAUGUGCUGCAUUUGUAAACAAAUAUUACCCGAGAUAAGAUUGCAGAACCAGAGACGAUUUGGUCGAUUUGGACUUGGGACCAGCUUGGGACACAGGAAGCAUUAAUCGAUUUGAAGAGAAGCAAUAAUUUAUCUGUGUUUCAAAUCUGAGGGUUAUAAUAUAUAUUUUACACAUUUUAUUGUCACAACGAAAUAUUUUCAUACAUAACCAAGAUGUACCAAUCAAGGAAAGAAUGCUGUUAUGAAUUAAAAUGUUUACUUUGUAUUUACUAUGAGUGAAGGAGUGUUGUUAUCAUCGGCACUCGAGGAUAUUGAGCAAUCAAGAAAACAUGGCUCUGAGUCGCAGCUAUCUCUGGAGAAAAAUCAUCCAACUACUACGAUGGAUGGCAGUCAUCGGCAUCUUUGUUUAUUUGAUUCAUCCCGGCCGAUUCGCUUCGGAGACGUACCCACGCAUUUACAAAGAAGACAUUAAGAAGAAUCUAGUCCCUCAUCAAUUUGGACCGAAUCUAUGCAAUUUUAGCAUAUCUGACGAGGAUGAUGUUUUGCUGUACCCAACGUGGGCGGAGGAAGCUGACCUCGAGGCCGUGGAGAACGGGAAGUGGUCCCCAAAAGACUGCAAGGCUCAAUACGAGACAACAAUCAUUAUACCAUACAGGGACCGGCGCGAGCACCUGGAUACCUUCCUAAACUUCAUGCACGCGUUCCUACAGAGGCAAAUGAUCGACUACCACAUUGUAGUGGUCGAGCAGGUGGCCAACACCCCAUUCAACCGAGCCAAACUGUUUAACGUUGGAUUCGCCGAGUCUCUAAAGGCUGAUCGCCAAAGUGAGUGUUUCGUCUUCCACGACGUCGACCUGCUGCCCCAGAAGCUGUCCAACAUUUACGCCUGCUCAACCAAUCCCAGACACAUGACGGUCAGCGUGAACACGUUUCGAUACAAUUUGCCUUAUUCAAGUAUCUUUGGUGGUGCUGUCGCCAUUACGAAGGAGCAGUUCGAGUCUGUGAAUGGUUUUUCCAAUGUUUUUUACGGCUGGGGUGGCGAAGAUGACGACUUCCAUAACCGCAUUGUUGAACAGGGUAUGCAAAUUGACCGUUUUGAGCCUCCCGUGGCCCGUUAUUACAUGUUGAGCCACAAAAAGGAGGUGCCAAGCCAGUCUCGGCUCGAAAAACUCAAUUCUGGGGGAGACCGUUUUAAGUCUGAUGGGCUCAACAGUUUGAAUUAUGAGCUCAAGCAGAUGGUGUACCGAAAAUUAUACACAUGGUACUUGGUAGAUGUUUGAAAUAUUUCCUUAGGGCUAUUGUUUGGUGGGUACUUUUAUGAUUUCAAUCUAGUCCAAUUUACUAUUUUGGUUUUUAAUUUGCCCAUUUAACUCAAAAGUCACGAUUAAGGCACAAGUCAUUUAUAUUGUCAGUUUUUGUGCAAACUGAAGCAAUUUGAGUGAUUUUGGCAGCUACACAUCAAGCAUCACUUAUUUUAUAAGCCAUGCCGCUGGAACAAAUGAAAUGCAAAAUGCUGGAGAAUGGUUCACAUGCCGCAAUAAGCCUCAGCUAAAUCAUAGUUUCAUUCUCAAGUGUGUAAUUCUUCACUGGUUUGCGUGGGUGGUUGGAAACCAUGAGCACAGUUCCUCAAAUUUGUUAAUAUCUGCAUUGAAUGCAAAACCUUGUUGACUCCACACAAACACAUGCGUUACGCUUUAUGAAUUUUGGAAUGCUGCAUAUCCUAUUUCCAAUCGAGUCCCUUUUCUUGUCAACGACGUGUGUAUAUAUUUUUACAGAACGUUUGAAGUGGCAUAUUUACAGGGAAUAAAAUGACAUUAAUGUGAUCUCAUAUCAAUAACCGCUAAAAUUUUGUAAGUGCCGCAAAAAUUUGCAUGUAAAAUUGAAUGUAUACUAUGUGAUGCAUUCAAAUCAAAACCUAAAACGAUCAUAUAUGCUUCUAUUAAUUCUUUCUCUCAGUAAAUUUCGUCUGAGCAGCUAGUAAUAUUUUUCUGUGUACUGCUAUUUUUCAACUUAACAAAAACAAAAGUCAGACCACCAAGCAACUGAUAUGAUCAAAAUUUAACAUUUUUAUUACUAUUACUAUUACGCUUACUUUUCUUCAAUACUGUGCUAUAUAAAUAAUUGUAUCUUUAUAUUGUUAAAUCGUGUAUGCUGGCUGAUAUAAUGAACCAACAUUUUUCACUUUACGCGUUAUGUUUAAUUUUUAAUAAGAACAAUAAUUAACUGAUGUAAGAAAAUAUUUAACAAAUCCUAAUAGCCCAUUGAACGUUGUGCAGUUUGGAAACACGGGUGGAUUUUUUGGAUACACAUUUUGCUGCCUAUAAAGUUAAAAUAAUUAUAAGGGAUUACAUUUAUUGCAAAUAGAAAUCUAAAUGUUCAGUUUAAGGUAAGAAACUGUUUUUUCAAAUGAUUGAGUGAUUUAAUGCACAAUCAUCCAAAUAAAAUUGACGAGCUUAUCAACAAAAGAAA